CCUUGACUUAGAUCUUCAUAUCUGGUAGCAAACCCAGUCCUUCCAAACCUCCAACGAAUAGACGCAUUCAUACAGGAGAGAGCGACAUAAGCAGCCCUGAAAAGGAAAAAAUGGCCUCUUCAAAGUACUUUGCAUCAGCAAAAGGCUCAGGUAGCAAAGCUGACGCAAUCGACUUGAGCGAUUCUGAAGACGAGCAGCCCAAACAUACCUCCAAACGCGGGAACGGAAGUACAUCAACUUCAAAAUCAGCACCUGCAGCCAAAUCUCCAGCCCAUUCGAAACGCAAGUCAUAUCUAGAUGACGAUGACGAUGAUUUUGAAGAUGACUAUGAGGAGGAUGUGAAACCUGUCAAGAAAGCAAAAAGCUCUGGAAGUAAAGCAACACCCACCAAAAGUGCAAGAGCAACUCCACGCAAGUCAAAAGCUGCAAAGGAUGAAUAUCUCGAUGAGGACGACGAUGAUGAUCUUCUCGAAGACGUAAAACCGUCAAAGGGCAAAUCGAGUGCCAAGCCAACGAAAGCAGCAAAGAAGGAAGAAGAUACGGAAAUGGGUUUCGAAGACGAAGCGAGUAAAAAGAAAGAAGUACCCGCUUGGAUCUUGGCACAAAAGCGCAAAGCUGCAGGUCCUGCCAUGCCUGGAUCAAAGGAGAUUCCCGUGGGCAAGCCAAAUUGUCUAGGAGGUCUGACGCUUGUGUUUACUGGAGAGCUGACUAGUAUCUCGCGGGAGGAAGCUACUGAUCUGGCCAAACGGUAUGGUGCAAAGGUCACCGGUUCACCAUCCUCAAAGACAUCUUAUGUCAUCGUCGGAGAAAAUGCAGGCCCCUCAAAGCUGAAAAAGAUUACUGAUCAAAAGCUGAAAACUUUGGAUGAAGACGGUUUCUUCGACUUAAUCCGGGAGAAAAGCCAAGGGGAUGUCAAAGUAGAUGAGGCUUCACAGAAGAAGCUCAUAGAAGAACAAAAGAAGAUCGAAAAGGCAGCCAAAGAGAUGCAACCCGCAAAAGGAGCAGUAGUAUACGAUAAUCCACUUUGGACCGUAAAGUAUGCCCCACAAUCGCUGAAAGAUUUGGCCGGGAACGGUAGUUUGGUGACAAAGCUGCAAACGUGGUUGCAUGACUGGCAAAAUUCUCUCAAGGCAAAUUUCAAAAAGCCAGGCAAAGAUGGUAUGAAUGGUUGCCGAGCUGUUUUGUUGUCUGGACCACCCGGCAUUGGAAAGACCUCUGCUGCACACAUUGUCGCUAAGUUGGAAGGGUAUACCCCGAUCGAAUUGAACGCAAGUGAUGUGCGUAGCAAGAAGCUCAUCGAAGCAAGCUUGAAAGAUACAAUCAGCAAUUCCAGUUUGGAUGCUUGGCAAAAAGGUGGCAAGAUCGACAGAACGAUGUCAGUAGAUGGAUUGAACAUCACUGAUCGCACUGUGUUAAUCAUGGACGAGGUUGAUGGAAUGUCUGGUGGUGAUCGAGGAGGUGUCGGUGCAAUCAAUGCACUGAUCAAGAAAACCAAAGUGCCCGUCAUCUGCAUUUGUAACGACCAAAAGAAUCAAAAGAUGAGGCCAUUCGACAAAACAGCAUUCCAUCUCAAAUUCAUCAAACCGGACGUCCGCCAAGUCAAGCAAAGAAUCAUGACGAUCGCUUUCCGGGAGAAGCUCAAGAUUCCACCAGAGGUCAUUGAACAGUUGGUGCAAUCGGCUCAAAGUGACAUUCGCUUGAUUAUCAACAUGCUUUCCACCUGGUCCUUGAACAAGAAAACGAUGGACUUUGAUGAAGGAAAAGAAUUUGGAGCGGCAAAUGCUAAACCAGGCUUGCACACCCCUUUCACAUUGUAUGGUGCUUUGAGUUCUGCUGGAAUGUGGGCGCCAACGAAUAAGAAGACCUUGAAUGACAAAGCAGAUUACUACUUCCAAGAUCACUCGAUUAUGCCAUUGAUGGUACAGCAAAACUAUGUCCAUCAUAUUCCCGCCGAGGUGACCAGAUUGAGCGGCAAGGAACGUGACGUUCGUUUAAUGCAAAGCAUCACCAAAGCUGCAUCUUCAAUCAGUGACGGAGAUAUUGUCGAUUCAAUGAUCCAUAGCUCUGAGCAACAUUGGAGUUUGAUGCCUUUGCACGGGAUAAUCUCAACCGUAAAGCCGAUGAGUUUUGCAAAUGGAAAUUCUGGUGGAUUCCCAUCUUUCCCCGCUUGGUUGGGUAGUAAUUCCAAGCAGCAAAGACUCAUACGUGCUGCGAUCGAGUUGCAAGCAAGAUUACGCCUUGUCACAACUGCUUCUCGCUUUGAAGUUCGUGAGCAGUAUUUGCCAUACUUUUUCCCUCGAUUGGUUCGACCAAUGCUUGAAAAGAAAGAAACGGAUCAAGCGGCUGCUGAGAUUAUCGAUUUCAUGGAUGACUAUUAUCUCACACCAGAAGAUCGAGAAAUCGUUUUGGAAUUAGGUAUGGGCGAGAAUGAUUGGGAGGCUUUAGGGAAGAAGAUUCCUUCUGCGACCAAAGCAGCAUUUACGCGAAAGUAUAACGCAGCUUCACAUCCUAUCGCAUUCUACAAAUCAGCAGAAGCCAAACAGAAAGCAAAGAAACUUGUUGGAGAGCCAGCGCCUGAUGUGGAAGAAGCCUAUGAAGCACAAGAAGAGCCAGGAGAUGAAGAAUCGGAUAACGAAGGCGGUAAGAAGGGAAGUGAUGAUGAGGUGGAUAUCAGCAAGGAUAAAUUUUUCAAACAAAAGACUUCCAAAGGAAAAGGGAAGGCAAAAGCGGGUAAAAAAUGAACGGAUAGCAAUUACCGGAAAUCCUAUGUAUACUGAUUGUCAAUAAUGGACUAUUCAUUUUUGUAGAUAGCAAU
Messenger RNA from Meira miltonrushii, 2815 nucleotides. RefSeq names its product DNA replication factor C, large subunit. Gene Ontology annotation, biological process: DNA replication; DNA repair. The transcript is spliced from 2 exons. Gene Ontology annotation, cellular component: nucleus; DNA replication factor C complex. Gene Ontology annotation, molecular function: DNA clamp loader activity; DNA binding; ATP binding. Lineage: Eukaryota; Fungi; Basidiomycota; Exobasidiomycetes; Exobasidiales; Brachybasidiaceae. Bases 111 to 2741 code for a protein of 876 amino acids. The record is from RefSeq and is a predicted model, not a curated record.